Messenger RNA from Penicillium malachiteum, 885 nucleotides. RefSeq names its product short-chain dehydrogenases/reductase. The transcript is spliced from 5 exons. Lineage: Eukaryota; Fungi; Ascomycota; Eurotiomycetes; Eurotiales; Aspergillaceae. The record is from RefSeq and is a predicted model, not a curated record. The coding region runs from base 1 to 885 and encodes 294 amino acids.
AUGUCGACAUCUGCAAAGACCAUCAUCGCAACCGGCGCAUCAUCUGGCCUGGGAUUCGAAGUAAUCAAACAGCUACUGGAGCAGUCAGAGCAAGCCUACAAUUUUAUUCUGGGUGUUCGCAGCACCGAGAAGGUACAGGCUGCAUACAAUGAUCUUGGAUAUGACACCACCAAGCACUCUAUCACUAUCCUUCCUCUCGAUCUCUUGAGUCUGCGAAGUGUACAGCUUUUCACGCAGCAAGCUCUCGCCAAAUUAGGCCCUCAUCGUAUUGAUUAUCUUUUCCUCAAUGCUGGAAUGUUAGAUAAAGCUGAGGGACCUGGUCCUCAUGGCUCUCAAUGGUGUGAGGGAUAUGUGGUGAACCAUUUGGCGCAACACUAUUUUGUUCAUUUAUUGCGCGAGACACUUACCGCUUCGCAGACUCGUCUUGUCUUUGUGUCAUCUGGCGCAAUUCGCAAUGUCCGAGGCCAGGAUCCAGCUACUCUUGAUGUCGACCUGAAAGCCAACUCAGGUGCUGGUAUCGGCCCAGUUUACAGUGCUUCGAAAUUUGUGGGUCUGUUAGGCGCGCACUACUGGCGUCGCAACCUUCCUCAAUGCAUUGUUGUUGCCGUUUCUCCUGGUCUGAUCCCCAGUACUGGUCUUGCUACUAGCCUGGGCUUGAGCAUGAGUAUGCCGGAUGCUAAGACUAUUCCUGAGGGCGCCCAAAACCUUCUCCGUGCCUUCACAGUUAAGGAUUUCCCGGCGGACCCAGAGCAAGUUUUCCUCACUAGCUGGGGAGACUGGUGGUCUAAGGAGGUUAUCGCUCUGAGCCUUGAUAAGACUUUACAAGACAAGUGGUGCCUCAGCAGGGAGGAAAUUGAGAAGCAGGAGGUUCUUUCCAAUGAGUAA